Messenger RNA from Nannizzia gypsea CBS 118893, 327 nucleotides. RefSeq lists its product as hypothetical. Bases 1 to 327 code for a protein of 108 amino acids. Lineage: Eukaryota; Fungi; Ascomycota; Eurotiomycetes; Onygenales; Arthrodermataceae. The transcript has 2 exons. The record is from RefSeq and is a predicted model, not a curated record.
AUGACGACGGAGACAGACGCAAGAGAGAAACGGAAGACCAAGACCCAUCCCGAACCGAAGCUGGGAUGCCGCGACUGGCAUCAAACAAAAAGAGCAGGCAGAACUGGGGCUGCUGGUUUGGGGUGUGCCAUCUCGAGGCCUUCCACGGCGUCCAUGCCGAUAUCGCAUGCAACGAACGGCGGUGAAGCUGGAGGUAGACCAAGAGUCAACGGCCGGACGGGGGAGAAGAGAAAAGAGCUUGAUCAGCUGGCGGCCAAGAGAGACAAGAUAUUCUCAACCAGCCUUGAGCUGCUGCCUGUCGUACCACCGUUGGCUGUACGCGGUUAA